AUGACAGGCAACUCAUGGACCGACAAUAUGGAUCAGUUUGAAGCAGGGAAAGGGUUCUGGGAAGGGGUUGGGGAGGGGGAGAUUGUGAGGCGGAGGGCGGAUGUGGUCAAGUCUGGACAGGGGGUUAUUGGGAGAUGGGGGAAGCUUGGGCAAGAGAGGGGGAUUGUUUUGACUGAUGGGCAUAAUAAGGAUACGACGCUGAGGACGAUAACGACGAUCAAGCAUCUGAGAGGGCUUGGGGUGAGCUUGCCAUUUCAAGUGUUUCGUGACCCAGGCAAAACCAGUAAUCGAAAACAACAUCAAGCUGUUGAAGAGCUCGGUGCGACUCUGCGCGAGGCGAAUGGUCUUUCCAAAGAACCCGGAGCUUGCAAGAUCAAAGGCGCCGCCCUAGUCGACUCUUCCUUCCGCAAAUCAUCUACCUCGACUCUGACAACACCUCCCAACCCCCGCACCUCCCCCGUCCACCUCUUCGAGGCCCCCAUCUCCACAACCUCCGGGCGCGCCGCUUUCUGGCCUGACCUCACCAACGAUCACUCGCACAACGCUGGCGCAACAUAG
This is a messenger RNA of Cryptococcus amylolentus CBS 6039, 558 nucleotides long. RefSeq lists its product as hypothetical. NCBI's taxonomy places the organism in Eukaryota, Fungi, Basidiomycota, Tremellomycetes, Tremellales, Cryptococcaceae. The coding region runs from base 1 to 558 and encodes 185 amino acids. The record is from RefSeq and is a predicted model, not a curated record. The transcript has 4 exons.